This is a messenger RNA of Tyto alba (common barn owl), 3528 nucleotides long. It is a transcript of the gene PSMG2, whose product is annotated as proteasome assembly chaperone 2. The transcript is spliced from 8 exons. Bases 141 to 947 code for a protein of 268 amino acids. The record is from RefSeq and is a predicted model, not a curated record. Lineage: Eukaryota; Metazoa; Chordata; Aves; Strigiformes; Tytonidae. Gene Ontology annotation, biological process: proteasome assembly. Gene Ontology annotation, cellular component: cytosol; nucleus.
AGGCGGGCGGUUGCAGCCGUUCCGUUCCGUUCCGCUCCUCCUCGCCCCGCCCCGCCCCGCUCCGCUGAGGGAAGAGGCGCAGCCAUCGCUGCUUCCUUCCUUCCUUCCUUCCUACCGUCCUUCUUUCAUUCCCGGCCGGCAUGUUUGUUCCUUGCGACCGCGGCGGGGGCUCCGCCAGCUCGGACUUUAAAGGCUUCACUCUGCUCAUGCCAGCAGUGUCGGUGGGAAAUGUUGGUCAACUGGCAAUAGAUCUAGUGAUUUCCACGCUUGACAUGACUAAAGUUGGUUACUUCUACACGGAUUGCCUCGUGCCAAUGGUUGGAAAUAAUCCAUAUGCAACAGGAGAAGAAAACUCAGUGGAGCUGAGUAUAAAUGCUGAAGUGUAUUCGCUACCUUCAAAGAAACUUGUAGUUCUGCAGAUCAGAUCGCCUUUUAUAAAGAAUAAGUACAGGCCAUUCUGUCAAACACUACUCUCUUGGGUGAAAAGCAGCAAAUGUGCCAGAGUCAUCGUUCUGUCUAGCAGCCAUGCGUACCAGCGCGAUGAUGAGCAACUUCUUGGGACACCAUUACGCUACCUACUUACACCUGAUCUUGAGAAAGCAGUUGGAGGCCUUAUGCAGGAGCUAAACUGGAAAGAAAUGGAAAAAGUAGCAGCUUACCCUGGAAUAAAUGAUACAGAAAAAGUUCUACAUAUUCCUGGAGGUGGCAUCACAAAAUUGUUGUUUACUGAGAGCUGCUCAAAAGGAGUCCAAAUGGCAGUUCUUCUGAAAUUCUGCUCAGAAGGGGACAACAUCCCUGAUGCAUUUGCUCUUGCUAACUAUCUUAAUGAAUGGCUCCAGCUAAUUAAAAGUGAAAGCAACAAUUCCACAGAUACUUCUUCACCGUGGAAAGUACCAAGUUCUUGGCGCUUACUUUUUGGCAAUGGUCUUCCACCUGCACUCUUCUGAGCAAUUUUGAAUGCUUCUCUUUUACAGUAGUAAUGCACGAAGAUGCCACAUUUCAUGAAGAUGCCAUGUUUUAUGGUGUAAAAAAUGAGCUACGAAGAGAUUUGAAGUGUUUGGCAAUGACUGAUGUGCCUGGGAUUGUGGAUCAAAAGAAACUUACCUGAACAAAAAGCAACAUGAAUGCAACUGGUAUGCAAACUACAACCAGAAGUUAAACCAAAUAACAUGACUGAAAAGAUCACAUUAGUCCAAGCUUAAAUAUUUAUUUUGGCUCAUAGUCUUGCAAUUAUUUUACAAGAAGCUUGAGUUUCUUUAGGCAAGUGGAAGGCUAAACCAUUUGCAUCCACCAUGGUUAUACUUCCUACUUGCAAAUACUGUUUAUUCAAAUAUUGCAUUUUUUAAAAACAACUAAUGACCUAAAUAUUCUUCUGAUGUCAUUCUUCAUUGUGAUGGAUUCUCAGAUUCUCUGUGAAUGUAACACAUCACCUGUAAGUGGACAGUAGUGAGCACAGAGAUUUGUUAACUGCCAUGAGAGUGUAAUUUAUUGCUGUACUUUAGUUUGGAAAGCUGAAUCUGCCAAGCUGGUUGAAAACUUUUGCCUUGAACCAGUAAAUAGAGUACUUAACUUUAAGCACAUAGUCCUGUGUAAAUUACAAGAACUACUUGCUGCUUCUUAUGCGCUGCUGAAUCUGGAACCAAGCAUUCAUCUUCCUCGAUUUAGAAUCUGACCUUCUAAGAAGUCAAGAGUUGAAGCUGUUCAUGAUCCUGGUUUUGGCUUUGGACCUGAAAGCCAGCUGAGUGUGACAGGUUUACCAGGAAAAUCAGAAGCUGACCUUUGAACAAAGCUGUAGGAGCUACUCAGUUCUCCCUUCCGUGCACGGUCUAAUGACCAUGGUUAGUUUGAGUUGGGGCUUUGCUGACAUACUAAAGAACAGGUCAAGAAUGAAUGACCCAGCUGUCUGAACAUACUAAUCUUAGAACACAAACUCUGCUAUUUUAGAAGACUGGAUGAUUGUGGGUAAGAACACUUUGAACUGACAACUGCUAUGUAGAGUGGUGGUUUUUAAAGGGGCAAAAUAUUUGAGGAGUUCCAUUGGAAUCGCUGAGCAAACCAACAUUACGGAGAUGGCUGUUUAAAUCAACUGUACCGCCUCGAGGCUCUCCUGAGAUGAAAACUGUUCUUCAGCAAGAAGGGGAUGAAUGCCUACUGCUGCAUUGCCUUAGCGUAGGUCCUUCCACUAGAUGAGCACGGGCAUGUGUGCAGGGCUCAGAUAAUUAGAGCUGGAAAGCAGGAGCCCUGAAGGUACGUCUGCUGUCACACCAACUUGCAAGGUACUGUAGAGCACCCAUCGCAGAGCCAGCUCCUCAGCCACGGCCUGCCUACUGCUCAUCCAAGGAGUUCAGCCGCGGGGAGGAGUUAUGUAUGCACUGGAGAUGCUUCAGGAGGCUUUUCCAACCAUCACAGGAGGUUGGUUUUUUGGGACUCUGUUGUGGGUUUUUUUUUAAAAAAAAACAAGGCGAUUAGAUAACCUUUGUUUAGCUGGCUCUAUUUAAGUGCUUAGUUCCUUUGGGAUCAAACUGUCUGCUUCAUUUAGGCCCAUCACAAGUGUCGUCAUUCUAACGUCUGAAAACUUCAGCCACGCUGCAGUAAACUUACUAAGUAUCUCUGCCGGGUGCAACCUGCUGUUCUAGCUGAUGCUCAGUACUGCAAACAAUUUGCGGAGUACAGGUGUUGCAUUUAAGGAGUUCCUUUGUAUAAAUCCUCGGGGUUUAAAUAACUUGUGACAUCCAGAGAACAAGCUCAAACAGGGUUUGCUGUGGCUGUUUGGCACAGGCACAGACCUUGAAAAAAAAACUUGAGGUACUGAAGUCAACUUCUGUGGCUUUUAAACAAUAAAUUAAAAAAAUCUGAAGGGUAAAACCUUAUCUGGACAAUAAGUGGCAUUGCUUUGGUAUCCACAGGAAGUUAAUCAGGUAGGAAAAAAUUUGUAUUAAUUGGUUGUAUUAAUCAGGGUGCGGGCUGAUGUAUGCCCAGUGGCAUUUGGGAGGCUACAGUUCAGGAGGUAUUUAGCUGCAAAACUAUAUUAAUCAAAAUCAAAGCAGCUGUGAUAAUAGAUUAAAUUUCAGUCAGAAUGAGUAUGGCUUGCAACAAGGAGAAGCAGCGAUAAAAAGCUUGAGGAGGCAAAAUAAGGAUUCUGAAGCAACAGCGAGGGACUGUUUGGUCCCCAGACCACAGCAGAGAAGCAUUCAGAAUUUUUGUGAGGCAGGGGAGUUGGUUUUUCUUUCCUUUUUUAAUUUACUACUGAUAAAGGUGCAUUUUCUCAUGAAAAUAUUCUCACAGAUAGCUCAGACGUAGUAAUUUUUAUUGUUGUCAUUGUGGAUAAACCAGUAUUUAUGCUACAAACAUCUUAGGAAAAUAUAUCUGCUGGCUAAUAAUGGAAUAUAUAGUUUAACUUUUUCUUCUUUUUUUAAAACAAAGCUUAAGACUUUUUUUAAAAAAAUCUUAAAAUUUCAGUUCUUUUACAUGUUUGCAAUUAAAACAAUGCAAUUAAGAGUGCAAGCCAACCGAGAUGAUUUAACACUC